UGACGGCGGAGUUCGGGAGGAGGAGGAGCAGCUGGAGCCCGCAGGACCGAGGAGGAAGCACCUCCCAGCGGACAGUCGAGCCUCCGAGCGGCGCCGGACGGAUCAGUGGAGCCCGACAGCAGCACGGAGCCCAACGGAACCAUGGCCGAUAGCGAGCCCCGGUCCGGUUCCGAACCUGACCAACUCGUCUUCUUUGUCAACGGCAAGAAGGUCGUGGAGAAGGAGGCCGACCCAGAGAUGAACCUGCUGACGUUCCUGCGCAGAAAACUGGGUUUAACAGGGACCAAGCUGGGCUGUGCUGAGGGCGGCUGUGGAGCCUGUACGGUCAUGUUGUCCAGAUACGACCCGGCCAGCGAGCAGCUGCUUCAUUACGCCGUCAACGCCUGCCUCGCCCCGGUCUGCUCGCUGCACCUGGUCGCCGUGACGACGGUGGAGGGAAUCGGCAGCGUGGCCAGAAAACUUCACCCUGUCCAGGAGCGACUCGCUCGGUCUCACGGCUCUCAGUGUGGAUUCUGCAGUCCGGGAAUCGUCAUGUCCAUGUACGCUCUGCUGAGGAAUCGGCCGACACCAAGGAUGGCCGACGUGGAGGAGGCUUUCCAGGGGAAUCUGUGUCGCUGCACCGGAUAUCGACCGAUCCUGGAGGGAUUCAAGACGUUCACCGUGGAGGGGGCGUGCUGUGGAGGCAGAGGGCGGGAAAACGGCUGCUGUUUGACCAAUGGGAGCGCAGCUGACAAAACCUCUGAUGAUGUAAGUGAAGCCCCGCCCCUGUUUAGCGCUGCAGACUUUAUGCCUUUAGAUCCAACGCAGGAAGUCAUCUUCCCCCCCGAACUCAUGACUUUGUCUAAAGGUCAGAGGUCACAGUCACUGUGUUUCCGUGGAGACCGAUCGACGUGGCUGCAGCCGGACAGUUUGGACGAGUUUCUGCGUCUGAAAUGGAAACAUCCAAAUGCUAGAGUGGUGGUGGGCAACACAGAAGUGGGUAUUGAGGUGAAGUUUAAGAACACGGUUUAUCCGAUAAUUCUUUCUCCGACCUUCAUCUCCGAAUUGAAUGCUGUGACUCACACCGAGGACGGAAUUGUGUUUGGUGCGGCAUGCACUCUGAGCCACAUGGGGGCGGUACUGAGGCAGGCGGCCGACGCUCUUCCUCCUCAUCGGACCGAAGUCUUCCUUGCUAUCCUGGAACAGCUGCGCUGGUUCGCUGGACAACAGAUUCGAAAUGUGGCGGCUGUUGGGGGAAACAUCAUGACCGCGAGCCCCAUAUCUGACCUGAACCCUGUUUUUAUGGCGGCAGGCUGCAGACUCACACUGAUGGACAAAGACGGCAGUCGUGUGGUUCAGAUGGACGACGGUUUCUUCACAAGUUACAGGAGGACGAUUCUGCGACCGCAAGAAGUCCUGCUCUCCGUGCACAUCCCAUACAGCAAGAAGAAUCAGUUCGUCUCCGCCUUCAAACAGUCUCCUCGCCGCGAGGAUGACAUCAGCAUCGUCACCGCGGCGAUGAGCGUCACUUUCACUGCGGGGAUGAAUGUGGUCGAGGACCUGAGGCUGAGCUAUGGCGGCAUGGCGGCCACCACAGUCCUGGCAAAGCAGACGGCCAGCCGACUGCUGGGAAGGCCAUGGGGGGAGGAGCUUCUGCAGGAUGCCUGUUCCUCAUUGGCUGAGGAGUUGAGUCUGGACCCAUCGGCGCCAGGCGGCAUGGUGACGUACCGGCGGACUCUGAGCCUCAGCCUGUUCUACAAGUUCUACCUGACGGUGCUGCAGAAGCUGCGACUGCAGGGAGUUGCCGUGGACGACGUCGCCUCAAACUGUCUGACCGCGACAGAAGUUUACUGUCCGCAGACGCCGACCAGUGUUCAGAUCUACCAGGCGGUGCCACAGGGGCGGAGUCAGGAUGACGUGGUAGGCCAUCCUAUGAUGCACCUGUCGGCCAUGAAGCAGGCGACAGGUGAAGCGGUUUACUGCGACGACAUCCCGCUGUACGAGAACGAGCUGUACCUGUCACUCAUCACCAGCAGCAAGGCUCACGCUCGGAUCCUCUCUGUUGAUGCAGCGGCGGCGGAGAGUUCCUCAGGUGUCGUUUGCUGCCUGUUUGCUGACGACAUCCCCGGCAGUAACGCCACCGGACCAAUUGAAUAUGACGAGACCGUGCUCGCUGAAGGCCAGGUGACCUGCGUGGGACACAUCAUUGGCGCCGUGGUGGCCGACACUCAGCUUCACGCUCAGCGAGCCGCCAGAGCAGUCAGGAUUCAGUACGAAGAGCUGCCGCCGGUCGUCACCAUCCAGGAGGCCAUCGCUGCCCAAUCCUUCUACCAGCCAACCAGAACCAUCCAGAAGGGAGACCUGGAGGCGGGGUUUAAACAGGCCGACCACAUCUUGGAAGGUGAGAUUCACAUCGGAGGUCAAGAACAUUUCUACCUGGAGACCAAUGUGACCCUUGCUGUUCCCCGAGGAGAAGAUGGCGAGAUUGAGCUGUUCGUGUCCACGCAGUCAGCCUCCAAAACACAGGUGCUGGUGGCGAAGGCGCUGGGCAUCCCCGCCAACCGAGUUCUGGUCCGAGUGAAGAGGAUGGGUGGUGGGUUUGGUGGGAAGGAGAGUCGGACCACCGUGUUGUCCACUGUGGUUGCCGUGGCAGCGAACAAGCUGAAGAGGCCGGUCAGGUGCAUGUUGGACCGAGAUGAGGACAUGUUGGUCACUGGAGGACGACACCCCUUCUAUGGGAAGUACAAGGUCGGGUUCCUGAACAGCGGAAAGGUUGUGGCUCUGGACGUGUCAUAUUACAGCAACGCAGGAAACUCGAAGGACCUGUCGCUGUCGAUCAUGGAGCGCGCUCUGUUCCACAUGGAGAACUCGUACAGUGUGGCCAAUGUGCGUGGCUGCGGCUUCCUGUGUCGUACCAACCUGCCAUCCAACACCGCCUUCAGGGGCUUCGGUGGGCCGCAGGGCAUGAUGGUGGCCGAGAGCUGGAUCACCGACGUGGCUCAGAGUCUGGGCCGCUCCGCGGAUGAGGUCCGUCGGUUGAACCUAUACAAGGAAGGCGAGUUGACACCCUACAACCAGAUCCUGGAUCACCUGACUUUGGACCGCUGCUGGGACGAGUGUUUGUCCCGCUCUGGAUACCAGCAACGCCGAGCUGCCGUCGAGCUGUACAACAGACAGAACCGCUGGACGAAGCGAGGCCUUGCUGUGGUUCCCACCAAGUUCGGCAUCAGCUUCACCGCCGUCUUCCUCAACCAGGCCGGUGCUCUGGUUCAUAUCUACACCGACGGCUCGGUUCUGCUGACCCACGGAGGAACCGAGAUGGGACAAGGACUCCAUACCAAGAUGGUCCAGGUCGCCAGCCGGGUUCUGGGGAUCCCCUGUUCAAAGAUCCACAUCACAGAGACCAGCACCAACACGGUGCCCAACACCAGCCCCACCGCCGCCUCCGCCUCCUCCGACCUGAACGGCGGUGCAGUGCAGAACGCCUGCGAGACGCUGGUCAAACGCCUGGAACCGUACAAGGCCAAGAACCCCAAAGGAUCAUGGGAGGACUGGGUGACGGCAGCGUAUUUCGACAGAGUCAACCUCAGUGCAAACGGAUUUUAUAAGACUCCAGAUCUCGGUUACGACUUUGAUUCAAACUCAGGCCGAGUGUUCAACUACUUCUGCUACGGAGUGGCCUGUUCAGAGGUGGAGAUCGACUGUCUGACCGGAGCUCACAAGAACCUGAGCAGCACCAUCGUGAUGGACGUUGGUCACAGUCUGAACCCAGCGAUCGACAUCGGACAGGUGGAGGGAGGCUUCAUGCAGGGUCUGGGUCUCUUCACCCUGGAGGAGCUGCAUUACUCUCCUCAGGGCGUCCUCCUCACUCGGGGUCCAGGCUCCUAUAAGAUCCCGGCCUUCGGCGACAUUCCGACCCAGCUGACCGUCUCGCUGCUGCGCGACGCCCCCAACAACAAGGCCGUGUUUGCCUCCAAGGCUGUGGGUGAACCUCCACUCUUCCUGGCUGCAUCCGUCUUCUACGCCAUCAAAGACGCCAUCAGCGCCGCCCGGUCCGAAUCGGGCCUGAGCGGUCCGUUCAGGCUGGACAGCCCCGCCUCGGCCGAGAGGAUCCGCAACGCCUGCAGCGACCGGUUCACCAAACUGUGUCCUGCUGCUGAGCCGGGAACCUUCGUGCCCUGGUCCGUUCAGGUGUAGGACAGAGAAGGUCCACCAUCAGUCCAGAACCACAGAACCCCGACAACACGUUCAGUAGAAAUACAUUUAAAUAUCUGUACAAACAACCACUAAACAGGCAGCAGGGUUGUUCAUGCAGUUCUUCCUUCAGACCUGUUCAUCGCGAUCAAAUGUGCUGAACAAGGAUGUGUGCAGCUCGUACAGAACCAAUGACAUCGUGAAGAUUCUAAUAUCUGCCACCAAUAUGAAGUUCAAUCAUAGCGGAGUUCAGUAAUCCACUCACAUAAUCCAGAAUUUGUUAGACGGGAACCUGAAGCUCUUGACUGAUUCGUUCUGGGUUCGGGUCAGUCCCAUCGUCGGUCUGUUUGUUGCAGUAAUUUAUUUUCUCAUCACAUUUGUAAAUUAAAUCUGAAUUAAACAAUGAUGAUUUUGUUCAAUUUAAUUAUGAAAUAAAACUUGCAGAAUUUUAA
This is a messenger RNA of Stegastes partitus (bicolor damselfish), 4625 nucleotides long. RefSeq names its product xanthine dehydrogenase (gene xdh). Gene Ontology annotation, molecular function: iron ion binding; 2 iron, 2 sulfur cluster binding; molybdenum ion binding. Lineage: Eukaryota; Metazoa; Chordata; Actinopteri; Pomacentridae. The record is from RefSeq and is a predicted model, not a curated record. The transcript has 35 exons. The coding region runs from base 142 to 4176 and encodes 1344 amino acids.